UUCCAGAGCCUGGAUUAUGAUCCGUGCGAAAAUUACCUCCUACAGGACGAGGAGAGGAAGAGAGGCUACAAGUUUAUCGUUAGAAAGAAUUUUGCCAGGUGGUUCAUCUUCCUCUUGAUCGGGAUUUGCACCGCCCUCAUAGCGUGCUUCGUAGAUAUACUGAUAGAGGAAUUAUCCAGCCUAAAGUACGGCUCGCUUAAGAAAUAUGUGGACCAAUGCGCGAUGCAAGGCUGCCUGUGGUUACCAUACAUGAUGUGGGUGGUGCUGAACGUAGUGCCAGUUUUAAUAGGCGCCGUCUUAGUGUCCUACGUCGAGCCUGUCGCCGCGGGGAGCGGCAUUCCGCAAGUCAAGUGUUAUUUGAACGGAGUCAAAAUACCGCGAGUCGUGCGCAUCAAAACUCUAGCUGUGAAAACCAUCGGCGUUAUAUGUACCGUGGUCGGGGGCCUGGCGGGAGGCAAGGAGGGCCCUAUGAUCCAUUCCGGUGCCGUCGUAGCCGCGGGGAUCUCUCAGGGUAAAAGCACCACUUUUAAGAAAGACUUGAAAAUAUUCGAGUACUUCAGGGAGGAUCAUGAGAAACGAGACUUUGUAGCCGGGGGCGCCGCGUCCGGCGUAUCGGCCGCUUUCGGGGCACCCAUCGGCGGAGUCCUGUUCAGUAUAGAAGAGGGCACUAGCUUUUUUAAUCAGAGUCUCACAUGGAGAACGUUCUUCGCCAGCAUGAUCACCACGUUCACUUUGAACGUGAUCUUGAGCGCGUACCACGGACACCUUGGAGACCUCUCGUAUCCCGGCUUGUUGAAUCUUGGAAAGUUCGACUCGAUCCCUUAUCAGAUCUACGAGAUACCUCUGUUCAUGUUGAUGGGCACGUUCGGCGGGUUGCUCGGCGCUCUUUGGAACCACGUCAAUUACAAGAUCACCUGCUUCCGUUUGCGAUUCGUGACGCAAAAGUGGCAGAAAGUGAUCGAGGCUCUCCUGGUGGCGAUCCUAAGCGCGACCAUGGGAUUCCUGAUGAUAUACUUCGUCAACGACUGUAAGCCGUUGGGCAACGAUCCCACCAAGUUCCCGGUUCAAAUGUAUUGCGCGGAAGGGGAGUAUAACGCGGUCGCCUCUCUGUGGUUCCAAACCCCCGAGAGCAGCGUACGAUCCUUGUUUCAUGAUCCUAAAGGAGCUCACGAUGAUAUGACGCUAGCCAUUUUCGUUGUCUUGUAUUUCUUUCUCGCUGCCGCGACCUUCGGCCUAUCAAUGUCGAGCGGCCUUUUCAUUCCCUCUCUAUUGAUCGGAUCCGCAUGGGGUAGAUUAAUUGGAUCGGGUCUCGCGAAGCUGUGCCCAACUUGCGUGGUAUUGGAUCCUGGCAAGUACGCUUUAUUAGGUGCUGCCGCGCAAUUGGGAGGAGUAGUCAGAAUGACGAUAAGUCUAACCGCGAUCUUAAUAGAAGCAACUCAGGGAAUAUACUUCGGUUUGCCGGUCAUAAUAGUCCUCAUAAUGGCAAAGUGGGUGGGCGAUUUCUUUAAUGAGGGAAUUUAUGACAUUCACAUACAAAUGGCAGGGAUUCCGUUACUUCCUUGGGAGCCGCCUCCGCUCUCAAAUAACAUAUACGCAACCGAGAUAAUGAGUCAUCCCGUCGUGGCAUUGAAGACCGUCGAGAAUGUCGGGCAUAUCGUCGAGCUUUUGAAAUGCGUUACCUUCAACGGAUUUCCGGUGGUCGAUCCACCAAGUAGCGAUCAGGCCGAGAUAGUUUCUUACGGGCGACUACGAGGUCUAAUAUUGCGUUCGCAGUUAAUAGUACUUUUAAAAAACAAGGUAUUCAACGAGUACGAGGAAUUUUGGGAGAAACCUUUAAGCAUAAAAAUGUUCCGAAACGAGUAUCCUAGGUAUCCAACCAUCGAGCAAGUCGCUAUCACCGACGAGGAGAAAACUUACACGAUUGACUUGAGACACUUCAUGAAUCCUUCUCCCUACACAGUACAACAUUCUGCCACACUGCCAAGAACAUUCAGGCUCUUUAGAGCACUGGGAUUACGUCACGUGCCAGUAGUAAAUGAUACAAACGAGGUGAUUGGUAUUAUCACUCGCAAAGAUGUUGUGAGAUUCAGGAUAUGGAAGCACCGUGGGAGAAUGGGAUUGGACGAACUUUUAAUCAGUAACAAGAUGUAGUUUUUUUUUUAUUUUAAUUUUACUUUCCUCGAAUUUUACGCGUUUAGGAGUCGUCUAGUCUAUUGCAAUAUCCCGAUGUAUUUUUAUCAUAAAAGACAUGUAUGUAUGUAUGUAUAUACACACAUAUAUAGCUAAUGAGGCGCGAAAGUAAGAUUAUAUAUAGAAAUGCAUAAUUGCAUUAAGGGAAGCAUGUCAAAGUCCUAUAAUUAUGCCCAGGCUCGUCCGGAUUGAAAUAAAUAUGUAGUCGCGCUCCCGCGGGAGCGUCCGGUCGAGACAAAGGGCAUAAUUAGGGUCGAGCUUCACAGGUAAGUUCGUUAUAAAUUAUUUAUAUAUAUGUGUGUGUGUAUGUACACAUAAGGCAAUUAGGCUUGUAUUUUAAUAAUGCCAAAGUUUUAAUUAUUUACAAACAAUUCCCACCCAAGCCAUGACCAAAGCUUGAAGAAAAGGUAUACAGGUAGAAUAACUAACAGUAAGAGAAAGUAGUAUUCGUACGACAUGUGCAUGUCGAGUGGCUUCGGCCGAUGUUUUAUCACGCCGAUUGCUUCUCCUCGACGAGACGCUGUUAUUUAUUUGAUACGCUACGAAUCUUUGUAUACGUAACCUGAAACAAAAACCAAGUAUUCUGUUGUACAAUGAAGAAAAUAGAUUUAUUUAUUUUUACAA
Vollenhovia emeryi is the source of this 2814-nucleotide messenger RNA. RefSeq names its product H(+)/Cl(-) exchange transporter 7 (gene ClC-b). Lineage: Eukaryota; Metazoa; Arthropoda; Insecta; Hymenoptera; Formicidae. Gene Ontology annotation, cellular component: lysosomal membrane; intracellular membrane-bounded organelle. Gene Ontology annotation, molecular function: voltage-gated chloride channel activity. Gene Ontology annotation, biological process: chloride transport; transmembrane transport. The annotation marks the transcript as partial. The record is from RefSeq and is a predicted model, not a curated record. The transcript has 10 exons.